Budorcas taxicolor (takin) is the source of this 1818-nucleotide messenger RNA. RefSeq names its product zinc finger protein 214 (gene ZNF214). The coding region runs from base 1 to 1818 and encodes 605 amino acids. NCBI's taxonomy places the organism in Eukaryota, Metazoa, Chordata, Mammalia, Artiodactyla, Bovidae. Gene Ontology annotation, biological process: regulation of transcription by RNA polymerase II. The transcript is spliced from 2 exons. Gene Ontology annotation, molecular function: DNA-binding transcription factor activity, RNA polymerase II-specific; RNA polymerase II cis-regulatory region sequence-specific DNA binding. The record is from RefSeq and is a predicted model, not a curated record.
AUGGCAGUAACAUUUGAAGAUGUGACUGUUAGUUUUACUUGGGAGGAGUGGAAAUUGUUGGAUUCUUCUCAGAAAAAGCUCUACAGAGAGGUCAUGUGGGAGAAUUACACAAAUGUCAUGUUAGUAGGAAAUUGGAAAGACAGCUGCAAACCCCAGGAAGAAAGAUUCAGCUAUUUAGACCAUGAAAAUCUUUCCUGCUGGCAAGGCUGGAAGACUGCCAGCACUCCGACAUAUGAGAAUAAAAACUAUGUGGAAAUGGUUCAAGGUAUAGAUUCCAAAGACCUAAAGCAGCAACACCUUUCUCACUAUCAAGAAUGGUCAACACUCCCCACACAAGUAGCAGGGUAUGGGAACUAUGAACUGACUUUUGAAGGCAAAAGUCCCAGGAACUUAAAAUAUACCAAGUGUAUACCUUGUUGGUCCUUAGAAAGGAAACACUCUGAAGACGACGGUAGAAAAGUCUAUGUGAGUGAUUCAUGUGGUUUUCAAGGACUCAGAUACCAUGUUGGCAUAUCCAGGAGAAAUCUCUCUCUGGAAAAAGAACAGAAGCUUAAACGUCAGCAUUCUAUCCCAGGACAAGAAGCCUUUCCAGAGUACAUUGGGGAGAUAUGCCAAAAUUACCUGCUGAAAGGCUCUAUGGAAGAGAAAUACUGUGCAUGUAAAAAAUGUAAAGAAAUUUAUUACUGGAACUCACAGUGUGUUCUCCACAAGAGAAAUCAACUUGGAGAAAAGUUGUAUGCAUGCUCCAUCAGCCCCACAUGCUUCCCUCAGAGAUCAGACCUAUACAGACAUCCAAGAAUCCACACAGGUAAGCAGCUGUACAGAUGUGAUGAAGUUGCCAGUAACUUUAGUCAGAGCUUUGGUGUUCACUUUCAUCAGAGAGCCCACCCAGGGGAGGUACCUUAUAUAUGUAACCUGUGUAGUAAUAGCUUCAGUCAGAUCCCCAGGCUUCCCCAUCAUCAAAGAUUCCACCUGGAAGAGAAACUCUAUAAAUUGCAGUGUGAUAAGGACCUUGGUAGAAAUUCGUUGCUUCACAUUCACCAGAGACUUCACAUAGGAGAGAAGCCUUUUAAGUGUGAUCAGUGUGGUAAGAGUUUUAGUCGGAGUUCAGUACUUCAUGUUCAUCAGAGAGUCCACACCGGAGAGAAACCAUAUAAGUGUGAUGAGUGUGGUAAAGGCUUCAGUCAGAGCUCAAAUCUUCGAAUUCAUCAGUUAGUCCACACAGGAGAAAAGUCCUAUAAAUGUGGUGACUGUGGUAAGGGCUUUACCCAGCGCUCAAAUCUUCAAAUCCAUCAGAGAGUGCAUACAGGAGAGAAGCCAUACAAAUGUGACACCUGUGGGAAGGACUUUAGUCACAGCUCAGAUCUUCGCAUUCAUCAGAGGGUCCAUACGGGGGAGAAACCCUAUAUUUGUCAUGAAUGUGGGAAGGGCUUCAGCAAGAGUUCAAAACUUCACACUCAUCAAAGAGUGCAUACUGGAGAGAAACCCUAUAAAUGUGAACAGUGUGGUAAAGGUUUCAGUCAGCGUUCACAUCUUCUCAUUCAUCAGAGAGUCCAUACAGGAGAAAAACCCUAUAAAUGUGAUGACUGUGGAAAGGGCUUUAGUCACAGCUCAAAUCUUCAUAUUCACCAGAGGAUCCACACAGGAGAGAAGCCUUAUCAAUGUGCUAAGUGUGGUAAGGGUUUUAGCCACAGCUCAGCUCUUCGAAUUCAUCAGAGAGUCCACACAGGAGAGAAAACUUAUAAAUGCCAUGAGUAUUACAAGGGAUUCAAUCAGAAUUCACAUCUUUACAAUAACUGCAGAAGAGAAACCUUGUAA